Molecule: messenger RNA, 747 nt
Organism: Ilyonectria robusta
Lineage: Eukaryota; Fungi; Ascomycota; Sordariomycetes; Hypocreales; Nectriaceae
Exons: 1
Coding region: 1-747 (248 amino acids)
Source: RefSeq, a predicted model, not a curated record
AUGGAAGACACGAUAAUCGACCUGCAAGAUCGAACAACUUCGGCACGACCUGGGACGACACAUGCGGUGGUGUGUUUCCCUGGUUGGGAACCCAUCGAAUCACUCGAGGAAAUGGUCAACACCGAUGGAACGGCAAUUCUGACACCUCACCACAUAGAUCGAUGGACAGACCUCCACAGUGCUCGCCAAGUUCUGCACAUUGAGGACAACAUGGAUGACGCAGACGAUGUCCCACCGCGCGGCCGCCUCAUAUACGUGGAGAACUCGCAACGUCUUCCCGUCUACUUGAAGGGCUUUAGCCAUGCUUACUUUCUUUUCGGGGAUUGGGAGUCCAGGCUGGCAUUUGAUGUGCCGAAUGCUCAAGUCACGAAACUCGACUUUCGAUCUUCGAUGAGUGAAAGACUUGAUCAAAUGCCGUGGGGAUUUCAUGACGUUCCUCGCACCCGCUGCUACACUUCACACCCUGAUAUCGAGGCCUUUCAAAAUCAGAUGGACUUUUCUGCACCUCGAGUGGAAAUUGAAGGCGUCUCCGCCGGGGGGUUUAUCGCGGCCAUAUUUAGGCUUGGCGCAUGGGGAGUCGAUGUCCCUCGGACGAUCAGGUCUCUCCUCGAAUGCCCGCAAGUCAGGGACACGAUGACGGAGCGCCUACGUAUCCAAAGGAUCAUCGGCAAGACUGGAUCAAGCCUUAACAUGCCACCGGGACAGGAGGCCAUUCUUUAUGGCAGCGUUGCCGCAUGUCGGCUAUGA